Messenger RNA from Dermacentor silvarum, 2343 nucleotides. RefSeq lists its product as uncharacterized. The coding region runs from base 397 to 1050 and encodes 217 amino acids. NCBI's taxonomy places the organism in Eukaryota, Metazoa, Arthropoda, Arachnida, Ixodida, Ixodidae. The record is from RefSeq and is a predicted model, not a curated record. The transcript is spliced from 4 exons.
CAUUGCGCAAAAAAAUCUGGGGAGAUCAGAAAGGUGCUGCCGUAGCUCUGCACUUCAACUGCUGCCAAUUGGAAUCCCAACGGACGGUAGACCGGUGCCACUGCGUGGGUAACUAGGUUAUCGCUCGAAAGAGAGCAAACGAGGGAGGGAAAGAAGAGCGCCGGGCGUCAGGAGCGACUGCGGGAGCAGCCGGCGAGACUUGGAGGCUACGGGGCGUCCCGCAGCAGAGCGCCGGUACACGAGCCGCCACCCCGAGGACCGAACGCAGUCUUGACGCGCUAGGUUCCCAGCUGCUGACGACAGGCUUCGCCGCCGAGCGACAGGGAAGCCCGGAGAAGCUCGCUUCCAGAUACCCGGACCUGGGUCACAGUGCUCGCCGUGCUGUUCCACUCCACGAUGAGUGCGCCCGUUUCGCGGACCGGCGACAGCAGCAGCAGCAACGAUCACCCGCUCUGGGUCAACCCGUGCAACCUGCCCGACGACGCCAGCGGACACGCCGACCACCUGAGCCCGCAGGACGUACGCAACAUGCUCGACGCCGUGGCCAACCGCGCCCGGGUCGCCAGCGAGGAGGCCGACAAGGCCAAGCGCCGAUUUCUAGAGAGGACCUUCUCGGACUCCGAGUUCGAGGACUCGGUGGCCUCUUACAUGCAGUCGUGGCUGCCCAAUGUGCCAACGCCGUCCGAAGAGCACUUCAAGUCCAUGACAAAAGAAGAGGCGUACAAGACGACGUUCGGCUACGUGCAGUACUACGCCGUGGGGCUGGAGCAGGCCGUGCUGGACCAGAUCUUCCACAACGGGCCCUUCCACCGGCUCUUCCUGGAGAUCCAGCAGAACCUCGGCCAGCUGCUGUGCGAGCUGCAGAUCGGCAUCGUGCACUUCAGUGUGGCCAAGAAUCCGGACGUGCUGCGCGACGUGAUGUCGCACGAGUACCGCGACAUCAAGCAGGACAGCCAGCGCAACCUGCGCGACUACAUCAUCCUGCGCGAGUACAUCCGGCUCACCCGGUACAUCUCCGAACUGUUCGCCUACCUGCGGGACCACUCCUAAGGGCGCCGCCGCGGACGCUCGUGCAGUGCCGCCCCGCCUCCUAAUUUAUUCCUAUUUAUUAAUUUAUUGACAAAGGAACACUCGCCGCCCGUGGCGGAACCCCGUGGUGCGGCGUGACUUGUGUGUGCGCGCCCCAGCGCCGCCUCCAGCACCAAAGAAUUGACACUUCCUUAUCGGACGGACCACCAGUGCGCGCCUGUCGUGUGUGUCUCCUGUAUGUGUGUGCGUGCGUGUAUGUAUUAUGCCUGCGCGCGACCUUGUUCCCCCGUUGUAGUUCUCGUCAGUAGCCGUGUCUAGGUAAAAGAGCAGAAAAAAAAAGGUUAAAAAAAAAAGCUAGAGCGGGGUCUGAAAUUCUCGACCUUCGCAGGGAGGUGACACGUAAAACUUGCCUUCAAUGUCCAGUGACGGGUCGCGUAUAAACGACCCGGGGUUGCUACCGACGACGACAUACUCACGGGCCUUGCUCUUCAAGGUUCACAAUCGCCGGUUUUUAAGCUAUAGCGUGCAAAAAGAGCCUACGUCGAAUUCGACGUGUUUGUCUCCAUUAUAAGGCCGGUCAUUUUAUUGGCGUCAUCUGAUUUUAGAUAAUUUGCCGGAGCGAUAUUUCUUUUUAAAAAAAACUUGGUUUUAGCGUCAAAUCUUAUGGCAGAGACCUGACUUGAAACUUUUGUUUGUUUGUUUGUUUGUUUGGACUCGUUAUUAACUCGCUGUUAUUCGUUGCUGUCGCAGCAACAAAAAGGCAUUCCUGCGCUGCAGUUGUAGAUAUAAGAAUGUUUGUGGGCGUCUGUGCGUGUUUAUGUGUAUAGUGUCUACAGAGAAAAGUGUCCGACAGCGCGAUUCCCCCGUUCCGGCAGCAAUGGUCACGCACGCUAGUCUCGCACCUGUACUCGCUGCAACGUGCACCCUUCCGACAAGAGACACUUGUCUGGAGAAACUACCUCAGUCUUCGCAUGCGGUUCGCGCAUGCGCCGAGCAGCUAUUCCCCGCACGCCGCCGGCACCGUCGGUGCCAGCGCCGUCACAUGCCGAAGCCGGUGGCACCUAUAUAUAUAUAUAUAUAUAUAGCUGCCGUGUGUCGCACAUCGCCAGUCGCUCAGUCAAGCCGCCUGAAAGGAAAAAAAAAUGAUACCCGUUUAAAAGGAAACGUAUUCGCAGCAUGCAUUUUUACCGCGCGUUCAGUCAAAGAGAGUAAUCGGGCAUCGCUCGUCCUCGCAAAGUAAGGUGCCUGACGCUAUAGCUUCAUAGCUGGCGCAAGAAAGGCAAUGCGCAUGUAACGCCGACUAGCGUUCGUAAG